This is a messenger RNA of Colletotrichum destructivum, 399 nucleotides long. RefSeq lists its product as uncharacterized. The coding region runs from base 1 to 399 and encodes 132 amino acids. The transcript has 2 exons. NCBI's taxonomy places the organism in Eukaryota, Fungi, Ascomycota, Sordariomycetes, Glomerellales, Glomerellaceae. The record is from RefSeq and is a predicted model, not a curated record.
AUGGGUAGAGUACAAUUUGACUGGAUCUUACCACCAUCUGUUCUUGCCCCUAUCAACUUCACAAAGGGUAUCGUAUGUAGCUCCUCUUCUCAUAGCGUGAUUGAGACUUGUUCCUUCCCCUCUUCAUCAAGGCUUUGGCAUAUACCUGAGGCGACGGUGUCCCCGUCAAGCCUCCGACAACCGUGGCCGACAGCGACGCAUCCGACCGCCCUCCAGACUCUCCUCCUGUCGUCGAAUGGCGCGGCCGCUCCGCGGCUUCUCUGCAGACGCGUCGAGCACGCGAAGCGCGUCGUCGUUCGACUCAACCAGUUUCACCAACGACAAGAAAAGCGUCCAGAUCGACAGGAUGUCUACAAUCCACCGCGGCGCGAGAGACGUCGUAGUGUGGCCGGGCGCUAG